AUGGAAGGGUUGAAGGAGAUGGAGAGGCUGAAGGAGUUGCAGUUGGCGAGGGAAGCUAAGGAAAGGUUGGAAGUGGAGAAUGAGAGGUUAAGGGUAGAGUGUGAGGAGCUGAAGAGCAAGUUAGAAGAAAUGAGAGGAAUACUAAGUAGUGGGAAAGUAGAAAUGAAAGAAGAGGUGAAAGGAGUGGAGGAGAGAAUGGUUGAGAAAAUGGAUGAAAAAUUCGUAGUAAUGAUGAAUGCAGUGCAGGAGAUGAUGAAGGGAUUCAUGGGGGAGGGAGCAGGAAAGAAGAGGAAGACACAGGAUAAGGAUAAACCUGAGGACACAAAUAAGAAGGGGGCCGAGGAAAAGAAGAAGGCUAAGGGAAAGAAGGUUAGUAAGGGUGACAGACAUGAUGAGACUAGGACUAAAUACAUUGGGGAAAGGGCUGAGAGUGAGUUAUAUAGCCAUGAGUGGAAACAGGUGGGUAGAAAGAAGAAGAGUAAGAAGAGCGUAGUCAAGAGUAUGGACGUGAGUAUGGAAGUGGAUUUGCUGUAUUCGGAUGAGGGAAAGAAGGGUCAGAAUGGAAGUAGUGAAAGUGAGAGUGAGCAGGAAGUACGAAAGGCUGUGUAUAUGAGAGAGGACACAGAUGAUUUCUACGAGGAAAACGCUGAAAAUUACCACGAUGAUGAUGAUGAUGAUGAUGACAUGGAAUAUGGGAACCUUUCUUCCUUUAAUGAGUUAAAUCUUGAGGAAGAAGAAGACCAAGAAGCAGAAGUUGAUGAGGAAGAUGAAGCUGAAGAUGAAAAAUUACAUAAUAGCGAUAGUGACUAUAAUGAUGACAUUCCAGUUAACUAUUACAGGAGGAUAAGCAUGCAAAAGAGACCCCAGACAUACAGAGUGAGAUCAGGAGGACGCAUGGUCAAUAUACCUCCUCAGCGAAGACCACGUUUGCCUCCUAGACCCUCAUCUCACAUCACAAGUCCUAGAGCCACAUCUCAGCCUCAGUCUAAUUCCUUUUCCCAAAACCAGGAAUCCACUACACUUGGCACUCUUGAUGUUGCAACUCCCCACUAUUAUUACAAUAUCUCUCAUUAUUCGCAUCUGUUUACAAAUGUCCAUCCCUUUCCUCUGUCCCGCAUACCUAGAAGUAACCCAGAAGGUUGA
Macrobrachium nipponense is the source of this 1143-nucleotide messenger RNA. RefSeq names its product glutamic acid-rich protein-like. The transcript has 3 exons. The record is from RefSeq and is a predicted model, not a curated record. Lineage: Eukaryota; Metazoa; Arthropoda; Malacostraca; Decapoda; Palaemonidae. Bases 1 to 1143 code for a protein of 380 amino acids.